CAACGGUAUUCGUAGUAAAUCACAUUGCUUUGCUAUCGAACAAUAUCUCCAAACGCGGAGGCGAGCCGCUAUGUUUGAUAACAUCCACUAAUUUUUAUUUUCGAUGGAGGAAACAAGCGAUAGUAGAAGUUAUGAUGAACAUUUAUACUAUAAACAUUUCUGGCUAAGAUAUCAAAUAAAUAUUCGGAAAAUGUGCGCUUAAAAAUGACUUGACAAAGCUCAAAGCAGUGUUUGGAUUUUGUGUGCCGAUGGUAACGAUGGCAAAUUCUCCGACGAGCAUAGAAACUCAAAUAGACAGUUUUUUAGAGCAAUUUAAAAGAAGUGCUUCUAAAGCUAUGGAAGAACGUAUGGAUUGGCCAGAUGGAACGUCUCCAGGAGUUGUCGUCAAGUCCCGCAGUAGUUGCUUCGCUAUAGAAACAGCCGCAGAAGCGGAGUGUGAUGGGUGCGGCAGCGAAGGCGACGAAGCUCGCAAUGUGGGAGAGCUUUUACUGCCACAAUACGCGCUGGCCACCGGAGGACUGGCCAAAGACCACCGUCCCCUCAUCACCUUCCCGGACAACAAUAACUUUCAUCUCAUCACCGCCUCCGAGUACCGAAGACUGUUGCUCUACCUCACCUCUGUGCCUUCGAUACUAGAAGCAGAUAUGGGCUUCCACAUUAUAGUGGACAGAAGAAAGGACAGAUGGAAUUCUGUAAAAACAGUAUUACUUAGGAUCUCAGAAUUCUUCCCUGGUAUAAUCCACGCGGUUUACGUUCUUCGCCCGUCAAGUUUCCUGCAGAAAGCGCUGUCCGAGGUCAGCAGCAAACUGUUUAAGGAGGAAUUCAGGUUCAAAGUGCUAGUGUGCUCCACGGUCGAUGAACUCUACGAGCACUUCGAAAGGUCUCAGCUGACUCCUGACCUUGGCGGGGAGUUACAAUAUUCACAUUCUGAAUGGAUACAGCAGCGAAUAGCUUUAGAGAAAUUUUCGACGCUUAUGAAAGAGACAUCGACGAAGCUGGACGAUUUCAUGCACGAGAUAGUCGACUGCGAUAUGGGAAACGAUCCCACACAAACCAAAGAAUUAUUAGACUGUCAGGGAACUAGGUAUAAAGCUUUAAAAUCUGAAUUAUCAAUAGCAACAACACAAGGGGAAGAUUUAUUAACACAAGUGCGGAAGCCGAAUCUUACGUACAACAUUAUAAGUCAUGUAGCUGCCGUCGAAAGGUUACUAGUACAACUGGAAGAGACAGAGAAGCAGUUUGAUAAUUUCUGGCAGAAGCAUUCCACAAAACUCAAUCACUGGUUGAAGUUUAGAACGUUUUUAUUGAAUUUCAAACAGAUGCAGGCAACUUUAGAUCAUCAUCUAAAAGCAGCGUGUGACAUGACCGAAGUGGGAGAAACAGCCAGUAGAGUGGAAAGUCUCAUUCAGGAAGCGCACAACUUUGAGAAAUUAUGCAACUGUGAUCUUGAUACUGCAUCUUCAGUGAUCGAUGAUGGUGAUAAACUAAUGCAAGAUCCGCUAAGUUCUGUCGAUCAUAUAGAAUCAAAAUGCGAAGAACUAAGACGUACAAGCGCCCUGCUUAUCGACAAGAUACAAAAACGAAAUUUACUACUCACGAAAGCUAGAGAACUAAUGGAUAGGAUAGAUAAGGCGAACGAAUGGUGUGCAACUGGAGUAGAGCUGUUAGCCGGAGAAGGAGGUCUGCUCGCUGUAGACAAGCUGCUGGAAGACGCUCAGUCCUUCGGGCUGACAGCACCAGAACAGUUCCGAGACAUGCUUAUGCAGUCCGCCACCCAGGAAACAAGAGCUUUGGUCACUCAAGUAGCACAAAGAGUUGAGGACGUAUGGUUGAUGGUGUCAGUGAAACGAGCUUCACUGCAACGCGCGGCCGCCAGACCGGCUCGCCCCGUGCAGUCCGUGCCCCCGCAGAGCGCUGCCCUACCAACUCCGGCUAAUCAACAGAUGGAAACAUCUGGCGGUUCGGAGAGUUCCGGCGGUGACGACUCGGAUGUUAGACGGUCUCGUCGCGGACACGUUCUAGCUGAACUAAUGCAGACCGAGAAAGUAUACGUGCAAGAACUCGGAUCUAUACUCUCUGGGUAUAAAGAAGAAAUCGAGAAGCCAGAGAACCAGCAUCUCCUGCCGCCGACGCUGGUCGGACAGGCGGAUGUGUUGUUCGGUAAUCUGCACGAACUCUUCACAUUCCACCAGGAUGUCUUCCUCAAGGACCUGGAGCGAUGCAUUUCCGCCACAGAACUCGUCGCUUUGUGUUUUGUUGAGAAGAGGGAGACCUUCUUCAGACUGUACAGCUACUACUGUCAGAACAUCCCUAGAUCGGAGAGGUUGCGGGAGACGUUAGUGGAUACGCAUCUGUUCCUCCAGGCGUGUCAGCUGCGGCUCGGACACAAGCUGCCGCUGGCUGCGUACCUCCUGAAGCCGGUGCAGAGGAUCACUAAAUACCAGCUGCUGCUAAAGGAUUUACUCCGGUACAGCGAGUGUGGAUCAAUGACGACUGGCCUCCAGCAGGCCUUGGACUGCAUGCUCGUCGUAUUGAAAUGCGUGAAUGACUCCAUGCACCAGAUAGCCAUAACCGGAGUCCCUGUGGACUUGAGUCAACAGGGCGAACUCCUGAUGCAGGGUUCGUUCCUCGUGGUAUCGGAGAACAAGCGCGACCUCCGCCUCAGGAUACGGCCCCGGCGACGUCACAUCUUCCUCUACGAGAAGGCCAUGCUGUUCUGCAAGCCUGCCACAAAGAACAGCCAUAAUAAAGCCACUUACCACUUCAAACACGAUCUGCUGAUGUCACAAAUAGGGCUUACGGAAUCCGUUAAGGGCGACCUCCGCAAGUUCGAGGUGUGGCGCCAGGGCAGGUGUGAGGUGCACACGAUCACGGCGCCCACGGUCGAGGUGAAGCGCGCCUGGGUCGAGCGGAUCAAACGGGUGCUGCUCGACCAGCUGAAGGAACUCAAGGGCGAGCGAGUUCGACAGUACGGACUGCAGCAUCACAGAACACUAAUCCAGACGAGCUCGUGGGAGGUGUCGGGCGCGCAGCCCCGCCCCCAACCCCCCGCCGCGCCCCGCACCGGCUCGUGCGACGCGCACGACGAGCCCUGCUGGUCCACGGACCCCUCCGACGACGACGACGACGACGUCGAACACGCACCGGCGGUGGGAUGUGGACUGGUGGCGCUGUCCGACUACACAGCCGUGGGACCGAGCGAAGUGUCGCUGCGAGAGGGACAACACGCUGAACUACUCAAAGUCGGCUGUGCCGGCUGGUGGUACGUGCGGCUUGCAGGCGGACAAGGCGAAGGCUGGGCUCCGGCAGCCUACCUCGACCAGCGCAAGACGUCGCGCUCCUCCAGCAGGUCGCACGACCGCCUUCAUGAGCAUUGAACCACCACACCUUGCGUUACCGACUACACUACCUGUCCUUGUUACUCUAUAAUAAGUACCAAAAAUGUCACUGUCAAAAAAGACUAACCUAGGUAUUUAAUUGGUUUAUAGCUGCUAACUAUAUGAUAUUGGUAUUCAUCUCUGCUUUCAGUAUUACUUGAGAUCUAAAAUGUAAUUCACCACCAUUUAGUAUGAAACUUAUUUAGCAAUAUCCAAUGUCUAGCGUUAAUUUUGUAGGACAGUAGACGGUGUUGCCAGGAUUUUUCGGUGAGAUCAAGUUUUGCUCAAGCUUGUUCAUCUCGAGCGACUACUUCUCAGUAGUGGCGGGAGAUUAGUUACUCCCUAGAAUUUCCUGGUUAUGCCCGAAUCACAAUGAGACUUGUUUUCCCGACGUAGUCCCAUCCCACUUGUUAAUGUUUAUCGUCAAGCAAUUUGUUAAUGUGUGUAAAUGUUGUUCUAAAAAAGCUUUAUUGUAAACUAGUGUUUUAGCCCCUUUAGCCAUAGUCGUUACGAUUAUCCAAAGUUGUGUUUUAAUGGCGUCGCGUAGGACCGUGGGACCGGAUCGGUCUCGUCAUUUUUGUAUAUAUCAAAUCGACAUUAAAAUUAAUUUUAGUUAUUUAUUUUGAUGGCUUUCGGUGUUGUUUCGUGUAACGUCUCGAUACUCCAUGACAGAUUAUGUGAACGAGAAUCGAUUUCAAACAUUUAUAAUUAAUUAUUAACGUCCCGUGUGAUAUUUUCGUGAGAAUAUCUAUAAUGUUAUUGAAUAUAAAACGUUUUCAAUACAUCAAUCCAUUUUAUAAUUGUGUUUUUUACGUCCAUGAAGUUUUUUUUUUUAAUUCAUAGUAGUAAGUAGUACGAGACAUUGAGUUUGUAUGGUGCCUCGAUAAUUGUCUUUUAAUAUUGUAGCAAAGCCUGUGGUAGCAAGUAAUCAUUUAAUCAUUUCAUAUCAUACGUUUUUGUCAAUAUUGCUUUAUUAAUCGUUAAAAUUGUUCGUUUAUUGUUUAAAAAUUAAAAAGCUAUAAGCAUGAUUUUUACUUUCGAAUAACAAUAUCUUAUCUGUGAUGCAUUUGUACGUACGAUGUCUGAUGUAAUUGACCUUGAAUUCUCAUAUCUCAUUAUUAAUUAUUAUUUAAAUCCACGAUUGUGCAUGACUUUAGCUAUAUCUAUGUUCAUACACGUAGUGACAUGUUUGUUUAUCAGAAAUUAGUUUUAAAAUGUGUAGAUUGAAACAACAUAAAAUACACAGAAUUUGUUCAA
Molecule: messenger RNA, 4634 nt
Organism: Bombyx mandarina (wild silkworm)
Lineage: Eukaryota; Metazoa; Arthropoda; Insecta; Lepidoptera; Bombycidae
Product: guanine nucleotide exchange factor DBS
Biological process (GO): intracellular signal transduction
Cellular component (GO): cytoplasm
Molecular function (GO): protein binding; guanyl-nucleotide exchange factor activity
Source: RefSeq, a predicted model, not a curated record